Messenger RNA from Ornithodoros turicata, 1944 nucleotides. RefSeq names its product transcription factor sox-3-like. NCBI's taxonomy places the organism in Eukaryota, Metazoa, Arthropoda, Arachnida, Ixodida, Argasidae. Gene Ontology annotation, molecular function: DNA-binding transcription factor activity, RNA polymerase II-specific; RNA polymerase II cis-regulatory region sequence-specific DNA binding. The record is from RefSeq and is a predicted model, not a curated record. Gene Ontology annotation, biological process: anatomical structure morphogenesis; regulation of DNA-templated transcription; cell differentiation. The transcript is spliced from 4 exons. Bases 264 to 1409 code for a protein of 381 amino acids.
UCCGUGGAAAGGAGAAGAUGCGAUAAGGGGCAGGGAUUAGGGCAUCAACCGCCCGUUAGCCUUCCGUCCCAAAUUUCGCAUCCACGAGGUCCGGGUUCCACCCACGCGGUGACCUCAAAAAUUUGUUCGAAACCAGGCUGCGUACAAAAGACACAAUCGAACUGUGGACCGUACCAGCACGCCGGGGACCGUUAGUGUUCAGUGUUCUGCAGUAAGGGUUCCAUCGUCGCGUUCCAGUGCCAGGACAACGUGUGUCUCCGCUGAUGUCACGGCUCAUGGACUUCCCGAUUCAACGCGACGUCAUCUGUCACGCCACCGUCAAAAUCGAAAGCUCACGAGCUACAAGAGAGGUUCUACCUUUUACGAUCUUCCAGAGACCGUGGACAAUGGAAGAGUUCCCCUCCGGCUUGAGUCGUUCGUCCCCUCCGACGGAAGCGGACCCUUUUGUCAGAGGCGAGUCCCCCUCUCCAGUCCCCAGCAGCCAAUGGGACUCGUGUGCUCCCACCUGGUCCGGCGGGGAGCUUCAUUCAAGACAACUGGCAGCAUCGCUUCAGAUGGCAUCGUCACCUUGGUCCGUUUCAGAGCUCAACAUGAACGUCAUGGCCGGGAUGAUGGGCCCUGGGCAGGGAAUGAUGGGACAGUUGUCUCCGCCGUCGAUGUUGCACGGGAACGCGUCUCCCGGCGGGAUGAAGAGCAGUCCGGAUCACAUCAAGCGACCGAUGAACGCUUUCAUGGUGUGGUCUCGUGCUCAGCGGCGGAAGAUCGCGCUCGAGAACCCAAAGAUGCACAACUCCGAGAUUUCCAAGAGGCUCGGGGCCGAAUGGAAGCAGUUGAGCGAGGACGUGAAGCGGCCUUUCAUCGACGAGGCCAAGCGGCUUCGCGAGCAGCACAUGAGGGAUUAUCCCGACUACAAGUACCGGCCGCGGAGGAAACCCAAGCCACCUCAGCCCAAGAAGGCGCCGGAUACACCGUACGCAUUUACGCUUCCUUACGUGGCUCCUGGAAUGGAUCCGAGGGCGUACAUGGCGACUUCCCAGCCGUCACAGGUCCCGCAGCAGGUUUCAACGCCACCCAUGUCCGACGACAAGAGGACGUCACCCGCCAACGCCUUCUACGGUUACCCGCCGGACAUUAAGCCUUUCGCAGCAGCGGCAGCGGCUCAAGCUUCCAUGUACAAGGCUUCCAACCCUGCGGACCUGCCUCCCACGACCCAUUCUCUCUACGCGGGUUUGUACGGUGCCACGCCGACGACGCAACCCCCUCCGGGUCUGAUGACGACGGCAGCCCAGAUGUCCCACGCCAACUAUCAAGCUUCGGCUGCUGCGGCUGCAGCGUACAUGUACGGUUGUGGACCAACGGGUUACGGAUCUCCCCAAGACCAGCGUAGAAGUGUUCCGGUCAUAUUCUAGGAGGACAGAACCUUGUGUGGAUCCUUAGUGAUACAAGCUCGUACAGCAGAAGGCUAGAGGACCAAAGCAACUCAUGUGUGAUCUACAAGUGCCAAGGAGUUUCGCACCCAGUGCCUCGGGUUUCUUUUUUACCCCUCAAGAUGUCACGACAUGCGCUUUUCACCAAGUUUUCUACGAAUGUUGACGUGGACUCUCUCACGGCAUGUUACGUGUCUUGCCUUAUUCCUAUUUGGUCGCAGACAUUGUUUCCCGUAAGGUCUGCGCUGUACAUAAGUGUAAAUAUGUGUGUAGAAAAUAUGAAAACCGAGUAUACGUAUAUAGAUGAUUGUCACUGUUGGCGGAAUCAAACAAUUCAGGUUUUAUCGAGUUGACGCGUUUUAGAGUUAUCACGUUUUACACACUCCGGUAGGGGGAGCCGGUUGGCCUCUCACUACAGCUAGACCAAAGAAUAAUUACCUCAUCUUAUUAUUAUUUUUGGAAUUCCCUGUACAUACAUGAUACAUAGACCGAUGUAAUAAAAUUGUUUUACUGCUCA